Molecule: messenger RNA, 2463 nt
Organism: Cylas formicarius (sweet potato weevil)
Lineage: Eukaryota; Metazoa; Arthropoda; Insecta; Coleoptera; Brentidae
Gene: SH3PX1
Product: sorting nexin lst-4
Exons: 3
Coding region: 432-2051 (539 amino acids)
Biological process (GO): endosomal transport; endocytosis; plasma membrane tubulation
Cellular component (GO): plasma membrane; cytoplasmic vesicle
Molecular function (GO): protein binding; phosphatidylinositol binding
Source: RefSeq, a predicted model, not a curated record
AGUCUAUUUUUAUAUUUGUUGUUGGAAGAGUUAUUAACAUGUGAUAAUUACUUUAUCGUUGCAACCGCCAUUCAGCGGAUUGCCAUCUAUUUCUUUUUCACUCCAUUUGCGUUCACUCCGAAUAUCGAAACCUUUUUUUUUUCUUCUGUCGCUGCAACAAAGAUGUCGCUACGCACCCGCUUACAAUUACCGAUUUGCGUUCUGUGGUCAGUUGACGUUUGUCAGCCUGUCUGUUGUGUCAUGUAUUAGUAAAUAAUAAUUUUGUCUAUGGUUUCAUGUAAUAUGAAGCAUAGAGGGUUGGCGAUUUAAUCGUUGGCCAAUCCUUUCGGCAUUUCUCAAAAUAACUAGAGCGAAGUGCGUCCCAUCAGACUCGCAAUCUGCGCGACCUUAAACGCCUAUAAAUAACAGUUUGAUGUGAAGAGUUGAUCGCGAUGUCCACGUUUAAAGUGCGGGUACUCUACGACUUCCAAGGGGAACCGAACACAGCGGAAAUAUCGAUAUCCGCUGGCGAAGUCUUAACCGUAACGAGGACAGAUGUCGGCGAAGGCUGGUGGGAAGGCUUGAACAGUCGCGGGAAGUCGGGGCUUUUCCCAGAAGCCUAUGUCGAGAAAAUCGAAGGCGGUGGUCCUCCCACCAUACCGGCCCCACCGUUGCCACCACAGGGCGGUUGGGGCGACGCACCUCAGCAAGAUCAUGAUGACUGGGACGACGAUUGGGAUGAUGAUACCUAUACCGAAAUCCCAGGCAACAAUCACCAGCAGAGCAUUUACAGUAACGAGUCAAAUCAGAAUGUGUACGUCCGGCAGGCAAGCGAUAACGUGUCGUUAAGUGGUAGCACUGUGGGGGUGGAUAAUAGGGGGACCAUUACCAAGAAGAGCUUAAAUAUUUUUUCUUCAUAUGUUAAGAGCGGACUGGAAAGUUAUAUAUUAGGUACCACGAAAGACGUGUCAAGCAGCGGUUCCAAACGUAUUCACAUAUACAGGGACAGUGACGACACUUUGGGCAGAUGGGAGGCGAUAUCGAAUCCUUACACUGUUCAAAUCGCGUCUCCGAAAAAAGCUUCUAAAAUGGGCGGCCUCAAAUCUUUCAUAGCAUAUCAGUUAACUCCGUCAUUUACAAACAUCGAAGUUUCUAGACGGUACAAGCAUUUUGAUUGGUUACAUGACAGACUGACGGAGAAGUUUAACAUGAUAGCUAUACCUCCAUUACCAGACAAGCAAGUGUCAGGUCGGUAUGAAGAAAUGUUUAUAGAGCACCGACGGGCUCAGCUCCAAGAGUUUAUCAAUUACAUGUGCCGACAUCCGGUGCUAUCUAUGUGUGACGUGUGGAUUCAUUUCCUAACUUGUACCGACGAGAAGCAAUGGAAACAGGGCAAGAGGAACGCCGAAAAAGACCAACUGAUUGGGGCGAAUUUUUGCCUGUGUGUUGAAGCGCCAGAAAAGGAGAUAAUGCCCUCUUUGGUCGAGACGAAAAUCGACGAAAAUAUAAAUUAUAUGGCGAAAAUGGACCAGUGCAUCAAGAAUUUGAUGAUUACGAGUCAGGACCAGCAGAAGAAGUGCGCGACCAUGUACAGCAAAGAGUUUAGCCGAAUUGGGGAGGCUUUUUUCGCACUGGGGUCCGCGUUCGAGUACAACCAACAGGGAAUGUACUCAAAGGCGUCCGUCGACGUCAAAAACAUCGGUUCCACUUACAUAAUGAUCGGUAAACUGUACGAGGAACAGGGCAAAAUCGACUGGCAACCAUUGUUCGACAAACUUUACAUUUACAAAGGCAUCACCGCAAAUCUGCCGGACAUAUUGCACCUACAAAAGAUGGCCGAACAGAAAAAGAAGGAGUGUGAGCGUAACAGUCAGACGCAGCAGGUGGCGCUGACGGAAGUCAGGCGUAGGUCGGACGUGGUGACGUACACCGUGUUUGCGGAACUGAACCACUUCCAGCAGGAGCGCGACAACGACCUGAAGAGGGCGCUGAAGGAUUUUUUGUCCGAGCAGUUGAACUUUUAUAGGAACGUCGUCUCGAAACUCGAAGAGACUUUGGAUCAGUUCGAGUGAGCCUGGUUUGUCGUUGGGGGGCGGGAGAGAAGCUGGGGUUGUCUUGCCUUACGUCAUCGGAAAGUUUGGUAGAACGGGGAACAUUGCAUUUAUAGAAGUAUUUUGUGGAAUUUAUAGAAAAGUAUGUGUAUACAAUUUUUGUUUAUAUGUAUUGGAUGUAAAGAGUGAUGAGAUGCCGCGAAACCGGGUUGGAUGCCGUUGAACCAAUUUUCCAAUAUUGUUUUAUAAUUGUAUAUACUUUACAUAGUAUUAUUUAUACGUUAUAGUUAACGUUAUAUAUCAUCGUGUGUAUAAUAAAAUUUUUAAUUGCGCUAUAUUUUGUUUCCUUUCGGAUGGUUUGGGAUUUUCUUUUUUUUUUUGUAAUACAGUAAUUACCCAAUUACAAAAAAUUUUAAUAGGUGGCACUGUCGCU